AUGUGGCUGCUCAACACUCGGACGGCGGACCUCAGACACUUCUCUGGACCCCACGCAGUUCCAGGCGGAUACGCUAUCUUAUCUCACGUAUGGGCGAAGACAGAGGAUUCAUUCCACCCAACCCCUCAGGAGCCCGCGAGCCUACCGAGAUGGUACAACGUCGUCUUCUCAGUCUUCAGCUGGCUCCUUCGUCUGCUCUCCUUCGGCGUCCUCAAGGCGCGCCCCUCCCCGCGCGACCGUUUCACGCCCAAGGUGCGCGGCUUUCUCAAACUUGCGGAGAAGCAGGGCUAUGAAUGGGCCUGGGUGGACACCUGCUGCAUCGACAAGACGAGCAGUGCGGAGGUCACCGAGGCGAUCAACUCCAUGUUCCGCUACUACGCCCUCGCCGACGUGUGCUAUGCCUACCUCCGCGACGUCCCUGCGGACGACCCCGGCGCGGCGCACUUCUUCGGAAGCCGAUGGCACACCCGUAGCUGGACGCUCCAGGAGCUUGUUGCGCCUACCCGCGUCGUCUUCCUCGCCGAGGACUGGUCCCCGAUCGGCACGCGGUUCGAGAUGGCGGACCAGCUGCAGAAGAUCACCGGCAUCCCCGCCGCGGUGCUCCGGCUCGAGCAGGACGUUCACCAGGUCAGCGUCGCGGCUCGAAUGUCGUGGGCGGCACAGCGCAAGGCGACUAGGGUGGAAGACAAGGCGUACUCGCUGUUUGGACUCUUUGGGAUCAAUCUGCCGACGCUGUACGGGGAGUCCGAGGAGAGUGCGUUCUACCGCCUUCAAGAGGAGAUCAUGAGCAAGUCGGUGGACACCUCCAUGGUCAUGUGGGGAGACGUACUCCAGGACGUCGGUAGCGCGGAGGAGAUAGCUCGCCUCGCAAAUGAGCCUAUUCCAGAGCUCGGGUGGCCUCAGUACGAGCAUCUGCUUGCCCCCAUGGUGGGGUGCUUCAGAGAUAGCCAACAUACAAGAUAUCACACAGUCGGAGUCGCAACCUCGACCGCGCUCGACCAAGUACGUUGUCCCCCCUUGCUCCUUCUCACAAAGGUCAAUCUGACACGAGACAUAGACCUUUGCCACUUCCCCAACGGAUAA
Messenger RNA from Epithele typhae, 1083 nucleotides. RefSeq lists its product as uncharacterized. Lineage: Eukaryota; Fungi; Basidiomycota; Agaricomycetes; Polyporales; Epitheliaceae. The record is from RefSeq and is a predicted model, not a curated record. The transcript has a single exon. The coding region runs from base 1 to 1083 and encodes 360 amino acids.